Messenger RNA from Camellia sinensis, 762 nucleotides. NCBI's taxonomy places the organism in Eukaryota, Viridiplantae, Streptophyta, Magnoliopsida, Ericales, Theaceae. The record is from RefSeq and is a predicted model, not a curated record.
AUGACAACUUUUGUUAAAGUUUUGAUACACCACAGUGGCUAUUUUAUUGAGAAUGAUGAAAGGAGUUAUGUUAGCGGUAAUGUGGAUGUAUUUGAUGCAGUUAAUGUUAAUAAAUUAUCUGUCCCAGAGAUUAACUACAUGUUGAAGGAGUUAGGGUUAAGAGUGUUAGCUAAUGAUGAUGAUAUUAGAGAAAUGUAUUCUUUGUUGGAAAAUACAAAUACCUUAGAGCUGUUUAUUAAGCAUCAUAAGCCACAUAAGCCACAUAAUGUAGAUAUUGCUCAUUCUAUGUUAUUCUUUACUGAUGUGCCUGUGAAAGAUGUGGAAAAUGAUGAAAAUUACCACAAUGAUCACUGUCAAAAGGACUCAAACACUGACGGCGAUGGCAAUGGUGACCCAUUAGAUAGGGAUUUCUCAGAUAGUAGUGAUGAUGAUGAUGAUGAUGAUGAUCCCGAUCUUGAUGACAUCAUGUUUGAUAGUAAUGUUGAGAGAGAUGUCAAUGAAAAAGGGCUUAAAGAAGGUCAUGAGUGUGAAAUGAACGAUGCAGAUUCAUCUGAGGAAGAACUGGUUACCCCUACAGGCUCUGAUGAUAAGGAUAAUAACAACAGGCCUAAGUACCCUGAAUUUAGGGCUAAGGCUGAUAUACAGAACAUAGAAUUCAAACUAGGAAUGUUGUUUAGUACUGCAAAUGAGUUCAAAGAUGCUGUCAAGGAAUAUGUAAGAAAAGGAGGAUAUGAUGUGAAGUUUACUAAGAGUGAAAAAUAA